CCUUUGGCCCUUAGAAAUAUAUGCUUGUCGGUUCAUUUGCCCUUCAACUCAAAGGUUUUGUUAAGAAACCAUGGCUAUGAUAAUGGAAGCCCUCAGGACUCUCUUGAGUGCACCUCUCCUUUAUUUCAUUCAUAAAGACUUUCAUGGAGCUUUAGCAAAUAUGACCCUUAUAGAUCGUUUUCUCUUCCUUAUCAUACACUCCAUUGAUAAGUUGGGCAUAUGGUACCGCUUGCCUGUGUUCUUGGGUCUUGUUUAUCUGCUAAUUCGUCGACACCUUCAUAACCAGUACAACUUGUUCAACGUUGGCCCCACUCCGGUUGGUGUUCGGUUUAAUCCCGCUGAUUAUCCUUACAGGACGGCAGAUGGGGAAUAUAACGAUCCCUUCAAUGACGAUGCAGGCAGCCAAGGCACCUUCUUUGGCCGGAACAUUCUCCCUGUCGAUCAGAAAGAUAAGCUAAAGAAGCCAGAUCCAACGGUGGUUGCCACAAAACUUAUGGCACGGAGAAAUUUCACUGACACGGGAAAGCAGUUCAACAUGAUAGCAGCUUCUUGGAUUCAGUUCAUGAUACAUGAUUGGACUGAUCACCUGGAGGAUACCCAGCAGAUUGAGCUGACAGCACCUAGAGAAGUUGCAAGCCAGUGCCCCCUCAAAUCUUUCAAGUUCUACAAGACAAAAGAGGUUCCGACCGGCUUUUAUGAUAUCAAAACCGGUUCAUUGAACAUCCGGACACCGUGGUGGGAUGGAAGCGCCAUAUAUGGCAACAACGCCAAAAAAUUGCAGAAGGUGAGGACUUUCAAAGAUGGGAAGCUCAAGAUAUCAGAAGACGGUUUUCUUCUUCAUGACCAAGAUAUGAUUCCGCUGUCUGGAGACGUCAGAAACGGUUGGGCUGGCCUUUCAACUCUUCAGGCUCUCUUCAUCAAAGAGCACAAUGCCGUCUGUGAUGCCCUCAAGAAGGAAAAUGGACAUUUGAGCGAUGAGGAACUGUACCGUCAUGCAAGGCUGGUGACUUCUGCUGUAAUUGCAAAAGUUCUUACCAUUGAUUGGACCGUGGAGCUUCUCAAAACUGAUACUUUACAUGCUGCAAUGCGAGGCAAUUGGUCUGGGUUAUUGGGAAAGAAAUUUAAGGACACGUAUGGGCAUGUUGGGGGAGCCAUCUUGGGAGGACUUGUGGGUCUAAAGAGGCCCAACAAUCAUGGGAUGCCACAUUCAUUGACCGAAGAGUUCGUCAGUGUUUAUAGGAUGCACCAGCUCCUUCCAGAUCACCUUCUCCUCAGAGACAUCUCCGCCUCUCCGGGUCCCAACAAAUCUCCACCAUUGAUCAAAAAGGUUCCUAUGCAAAAUCUGAUUGGUCAUCAAGGAGAAAAGGCCUUAUCAGAAAUUGGAUUUACAGAGCAAAUGGUUUCAAUGGGUCACCAAGCAUGUGGGGCACUCGAGCUUUGGAACUAUCCAGUGUGGCUCCGGGACCUCAUUCCACAAGACGUGGAUGGCAGAAAUAGGCCUGACCCCGUCGACCUUCCUUCUCUUGAAAUUUACAGGGACAGGGAGAGGAAAGUCGCAAGUUACAAUCAGUUCCGAAGGGCUCUACUAUUAAUCCCCAUCUCCAAAUGGGAAGAUCUGACAGAUGAUACUGAAACCAUUCGAUCUCUUCGUGAACUGUAUGGUGAUAAUGUCGAAGAACUCGACACUCAAGUGGGUCUCAUGGCCGAGAAGAAGAUCAAGGGUUUUGCCAUCAGUGAAACAGCCUUUGUCAUAUUCAUCAUCAAUGCCUCAAGGAGACUAGAGGCGGAUAGGUUCUUCACGAGCAAUUUCAACGAGGAGACAUACACAAAGAAGGGACUUGAGUGGGUGAACACCACAGAGAGUCUGAAAGAUGUGAUCCACAGGCACUACCCAGAAAUGACAGACAAGUGGAUGAACUCGAGCAGUGCAUUCUCAGUAUGGGACUCUCCUCCAAAUCCUCACAAUCUUGUCCCGCUGUAUCUUCGGGUUCCCCACUGAUUAGCAAUGGAUCCCAUCCGUACACCCACCACGGCACUGCAAUAUUUGCUGCAUAUUGUGUCUAAAUAGUAAAUAACGGCAAAUACGUGUUGCUCUUUUUAGGUAUGAUAAAUAAUUUUU
Vitis vinifera (wine grape) is the source of this 2119-nucleotide messenger RNA. Its product is annotated as alpha-dioxygenase PIOX. The coding region runs from base 71 to 1999 and encodes 642 amino acids. Lineage: Eukaryota; Viridiplantae; Streptophyta; Magnoliopsida; Vitales; Vitaceae. The transcript is spliced from 10 exons. Gene Ontology annotation, biological process: response to oxidative stress. Gene Ontology annotation, molecular function: oxidoreductase activity, acting on single donors with incorporation of molecular oxygen, incorporation of two atoms of oxygen; peroxidase activity; heme binding. The record is from RefSeq and is a predicted model, not a curated record.